AUGGCAUCACUUUCAGUAGCCGAAUUAACGAUUAAUAGGAGUCAAACGGCUGAAAGUCGAGAAUCGUCUUACUCAUCCGUUGCAACAUCGGUUAUAAAACAAAACCGCACUAUUGUUUCAGGAUCUCCUCAGAUAACAACAGUAGAUCGUACUAGUGGCAUCCAAGCUGACGACGACGAUGAAGCAAGCCGUCUUCUUGCUCAACGAUACGAGAACAAUCGUAUGAAACAAGAAAAAUUGUUAUUAUUCAUGAAUAUUUUUCGAGUGUUGAUCAUUUGUGUCUUUGCUCCAUUGAUUUAUUUUCUAGCUUGA
Molecule: messenger RNA, 312 nt
Organism: Adineta ricciae
Lineage: Eukaryota; Metazoa; Rotifera; Eurotatoria; Adinetida; Adinetidae
Source: the annotation of a GenBank genome assembly